AUGCGGCGAGCUGCGGCGUGGGUGGCGGCAUUAGCAUAUGGUGAAGUUGAAACUGUUGAGAUUGAGUAUGCAAACUGCAGCACGGAAAUCGUAAGAGGUUUUGAAACUGGUGACGGAAUGACGCAGUUGGACCUUAGUAAUAAGGACAUCGUUUACGUUCAGAGUCUACCGUCUGUUAUUCAUGUUAAUCUCACAAACAACAACAUAUCUCAAUUAGAAAAUGUUGUUCUUCCAACGACAGUUCAAACGGUUGAUUUAUCUGAGAAUACGUUUACAGCUUUUCAAAAUUUCUCGUUUCCGAAAAAUCUUUCGAAGCUUAACGUAUCUAAUGGAAAACUGACGAGCUUAUACAAAUUCACCUUCUCGGAUACAAUUACGACACUCACUAUGCUUCGUAAUCCAAUCGCAUUCAUUAGUGGCGUCGUUUUUCCUCGCUCUUUGAAAAUGCUUUCGAUUACGUCAACCGUUAAGCUGACGGAAUUUGAAGUACGGCAAACCGACGCAAUCUUGUUUGAAAGUCUUGAGACAUUUAACGUUUCAAAGACGACUAGCUUGGUAUGCUCUGAUAGCGAAGCACUGUUUCGAUACGUGCAGGACACAUUGUUAUGUGUGCUUCCAGACAAUGUGUUUGACGCGAAGUUUGGAAUUAAAGGGGACUGCAAUACUAGCGACUUAAAUAGAAUCCCUCCGUCUUCAUCCGUUCCGGAACUAAUGGAAGCUGAUAGCCCACGUCGUUCAAACUUUUUACUUUUCGCAGCAAUUUCGCUGUCAAUAGCUUGUGCUGGACUUAUGAGCACACUCGCGCCACGCACGCUGUACGAACGCUAUCGCAAGAAGAAAAACAAAAACAUCUUAAACCGAAAAUCUCAAAUAAAGCAGCAACAACAACAGGUGCAAUCUCUUUCUACAAAUCAAACGCAAGACCAAGGCGUAGCAUAUUGGGACCUUUAA
Messenger RNA from Plasmopara halstedii, 951 nucleotides. RefSeq lists its product as uncharacterized. Lineage: Eukaryota; Oomycota; Peronosporomycetes; Peronosporales; Peronosporaceae. The transcript is spliced from 5 exons. The record is from RefSeq and is a predicted model, not a curated record. Bases 1 to 951 code for a protein of 316 amino acids.